Haliotis rufescens (red abalone) is the source of this 4742-nucleotide messenger RNA. RefSeq names its product tetratricopeptide repeat protein 39B-like. Bases 617 to 2473 code for a protein of 618 amino acids. The transcript has 17 exons. Gene Ontology annotation, molecular function: protein binding. The record is from RefSeq and is a predicted model, not a curated record. NCBI's taxonomy places the organism in Eukaryota, Metazoa, Mollusca, Gastropoda, Lepetellida, Haliotidae.
AUCAGUCAAUGUUUCAGAAUAUGAACAGAUGAAACUGUCUUUAUUCAUAAAUUAUGCCCCAAGAUUGGAUAUUUUCAACUUUUUAAAGUUGAGCAUGUUGACGAGGGCUUGGAGCAUGUGGUAAGAUGAGCAUCUGCCACUCACAUCCAUCACUGUUCCGAGAUGUUGCAGCAAUCAAUAACUUUAAAGCUUUCAUUAUUAUAACUACUUCUGUUGGGGGUUAAGUUACAAUGUGAUAAUCCCCAUCGCUUGUCAGUAAUGACGACUCUCGAGGACCUAUGCAUUGUAAUCAGUUUUAGAAAGGAUGUUCAAAUAGAAGGCCAGUUUGGAAAAAAACCCUCCAAAGGUUUAUUUGUAGUUUGACUUGCGGGAAUGAUUUUGUGCAGGGUUGUGCAGGCUUGUUGAGUUGGCUAAAUGUAUUGACCAGUUCGUUGCAUGACAAACACUGUGUGCAGUUGAGAGGUAUUUCUGGUAGCAGUCGUGAUACAAAUCUAGCCGAAACAGUUGGAUUCAGCAAAGUUCUUGCAGGACAGGUGGAUAAGGUUUGGAGAGUGUUUUCAAGCUGGUUGUUGUUUUGGUAGUAGCACUGACAUGAGUUGAGAAUUGGUCCGGCAUCAUGGAUGGCGGGUCACCGUUCCGGCGCCUCAGCUUCCUGUCUGGAGACGUGAGACCCAAAACUACAGCUGGUUGCCCAGCAAGUGACCUGAAUCUGGAUGCCUGCCUGGAAGAUGUCGGAAUCUCUCUCAAGCUCUUCCUCAACAACAAGUUCACAGAGGCAAAGGAGAGGAUGCAGCCUCAUGCUGAGACCAGCAUGUACCAUGCCCUGGGCUAUGGCACAAUCAUGUACAUACAGGCAGUCAUGACAUUUGACAUGGGAGACAUCGAGGCAGCUAUUCAGGCAAUCAAGAGGUCUGUGAUUGUUUGUAGUAAACAUCGAAAGAGGACUUCCAUGAUUGGGUCCAUCACAAAGGCAGCUAACAAAACAGACUAUAACAGCUUUACAGAAGAUGAGAUGCAUGCAGAGUUGUGCUAUGCAGAAUGUCUGCUGAUCCGAGCCCUACUGACGUUCAUACAGGACGAAAACCUUAUCAGUUUUGUCAAGGGAGGACUGAAGAUAAGGGAGUGCUACAAGAUAUACAAGGAGUGUAACAAGAUGCUGGUCAAGAGGAAGUGGGAUGGAGGGGAGCACAAGAUACACUUCGAGAGUGGGGUCAAGAUGGGGGUGGGGGCAUUCAAUCUGAUGAUAUCUUUGUUGCCUAGCAAGAUCAUGAAACUCUUGGAGUUUGUUGGGUUUUCAGGAAAUAAGAAACUAGGCCUGGCUGAGCUCCACAAAGGCAGUGAAGUGACGACCAGUUUACGAGGACCUCUAUGUUCCAUCAUGUUGAUAGCAUACCAUACUGUAGUAACAUUUGUUCUAGGUUUAGCUGAUGGUGAUAUAGACUAUGCAUCUGAGUUACUCAAACCUUGUCUUAGAAACUUUCCCAAGGGAGCUCUAUUUCUGUUUUUUGCUGGGCGAGUGGAAGAAGUUCGAGGAAAUAUAGAUGAAGCUGUGUACAAGUUUGAGGAGUCCAUAGACUCCCAGUCCGAGUGGAGGCAGUUUCAUCACCUGUGUUUCUGGGAGCUCAUGUGGUGUCAUUGCUUCAAGGGUGACUGGCUGAUUGCCAUGAAGUAUGCAGAGCGCUUGUGUCGUGAGAGUCGAUGGAGCAAGGCAACCUACACAUAUCAGAAGGCCUCCUUCCUCAUGAUGUGUGACGACCAGACCGAGGAAACACACGCACACAUCUCAUUCCUCUUCAGUGAAGUCCCUCGUCUCAAGCAGAGAAUAGCUGGUAAAUCUCUUCCUUUUGAGAAGUUUGCUGUUGCUAAAGCGAACCGAUUUGUUGAACAAGAUGGACGACUCACAUUACCUGCACUGGAAUUGAUUUACGUGUGGAAUGGAUUUAACAUCAUCGGUAAGAAGAUGGAGCUGCUUGAACCCAUGCUGAUGAAAAUAGAGGAAGUCAUUAACGAAAUUCUUCAAAAUAAGGGAAAGUACCAUCAUUUCCAUGACGACUACUCCCUGGCGCUGCUCCUGAAGGGGGUGUGUCUGCGACAUCGAGGUCAGGCAUUCCAGGCUGAACAGUGCUUCAAGGAAAUCCUCUCGUAUGAAUCUAACAUCAAGAUAGACACCUACCUUGUACCCUAUGCUUUUGUGGAGGUGGCCAUCUUGUAUCUACAGGAAGACCGACUUGAUGAAGUCAAGAAAAUGCUGGAAAAAGCCAAAAAGAACUACAAAGGGUACUACCUUGAGUCACGGUUGCACUUCCGCAUCCAUGCAAUCCGUCUGCAGCUGGAGAGUGCAAACAGCAGUGAUGCUGAGGCAUCAUCUGCACCACAGUCUCCUGCACCGCAGUCACCGUCGAUGGGAUCAAUGACAAAUUCCUUCGACUAUGGUCCAGAUGAUGUACCAGACAGGUUCUCUACUGACUUGUGAUCUGAAGUGUUUAGAGAAAGACUACAUCUCCCACUACAAACACUGCUGUCUGAGAGGCGUGUGUCAGUUAGCAGACAUGGGUUUCUCCAACAGGCUUUAAUCAUAGGGACCACGAUGACUUCAUUCAGCAAGAAACUCAACAUGUCUCUUGUUUUAUAUGUCAGGAACAGAUUUUGUUCUAAUAAGUUAUCAAAAGUCCUUCUAUGUAUGUAAAGAGACUAUGAAUUGUGUCAUCAUUUGCAUCUUUCACCCAUCCUCAACAUCAUAAUGGCGGUCCACAAGCACCUCUGAUAGGGAACAUGGGGUAUUGGACAUCCUCCCUAGGCCCUAUGCUACAAAGUGAUCUUAGCACUGGCGAUACUAACUCCCAUACUGUAUCAUAGAUUGUCGUAGUGCCAAGGUCACUUUGUGGAACAGAGCUGGGAAACAAUACCAUCACUGUUGGUGGUGAAAAUGCCACUGGACUUAUGUUAUGUUAUGGCCACAACCCAUUGAAGGAAGGAGGAACCAGGGAACCUUCACCUGUCAUCCAAGAGCAUGAGGAUGACAUCCAUCCCUCAAACAUGAUCUUGACAUGUGUAAUUUCAACUACAUCAUCCUCAUCAGUCAGGAUUGGGAAUGUCUCCUUCAUGUCUAAUUAGAUCACUUCUGGGAAAGAUGUUUUCCAGGUAGGGCAUGGUUCAUUAGUUCAAACCUGUCUUUUAUCUCUAGUCCAAGCUGAUAUCUUCAGCUAUCAGUGAUAUUAUCGGGAUGUUUAAUUAUUCAAGACUAAAUUAUCAUUAUUGUAUAAAAAUUAUGCUCAGAACUGUCAAAUUCAUACUAGAGCUGGGACGGGUACCUCGGGUAUUGGGUUUGGUGGGUACUGAGUAGCACCUGGAUACCCACAGGACUAUCUGGACAUGUUGUCAGUCACAUGAUAUGUUGCUUUAUGACAAAAAUGAUCUAGAACUCUAUGGCUACACUACAAGUCACUAAUUGUUUGAAGGCGGACUGAUUAUUGCCAUUUCAGGUUGGGUUUUUGAGGAUAGUGUGUUAGUGAAUUUGAUUUUACGCUGCCUUUUAGCAGUAUUACAGCAAUAUCACGGCGGGGGACACCAGAAAUGGGCUUCACGCAUUGUACCCAUGUCAGGAAUCGAACCCUGGUCUUCAGGACGAGCAAAUGCUUUAACCACUAGGCUACCCGACCCCCCUUUUUUUGAAGAUAGCAUUUGUAUACCCAGAACACAUGUCAUUACACUUGGCUUGUGAUCAACCCAAUGUCCACCUGAUGCAAAUGUAUUGAGACAAUGAUGCUCUGUGAUUAGUCCACUUAUAGGAAUGUAGUAUGUAUGUAGUGAUUUUCCUACAAGAUCAAGAUGCAAGAUUUCUCAGGUUUGUUGUAAGUGUUAGUGGUAGAUGAUAGACCAUUUCAUCAGGCUGAUGACCGGCCGUAGGGCCUCGUUUCAUCCCAUGUCAUUCCGACCAUCAGCCUUGCAUUACCUUGUAGAUUGACAGAUUAGUUAUGGUUAUAUAGUUUCUAUAUACCGGUAUAUAUGCGCUUCUCAAAGAAGAUAAGGAUCACCCACUUUUUUUCAUAUUCCUAUAUUUAAUCUGUCAUGACAUGACUUCUUUUGAGUAGUGUGUGAAUAUAGAUAUAUAUAUAUAAGUCAGACCUUUUUAAUUUCUUGUUUACAAAUAGUCGAAGAAAACAUUUGAAUAAAUUUUGUAAAAAGAAAGUUGUUUAAAAAAAAAAUCAAAUUCAGUGAAGAAAAACCUAUUUUUACUUAACCGUAAAACAGAUAAAAUUGGCCUGGCCCAAUAAACAAAAGAAAAUAUAACCAUAUUUUUGUCUGUCAAAUAUGACAAAUCAUACUUGUGAAUGUACACAUGUAUGUGAGUUCUUGUUAUCAAAAGCUGUUGAAAGAUUCUGUCAGUAAAUGAAACCAUGUGGAAUCUUAUAAAUGAAAGCGCAUAAAAUACACAGGUGAAAGUGAAAAAAUGAUUGCAGAUUUUUAGAUUUUACAACUGUUCUAAAAUGAAAAGUUAUGUAUUAAUUUCCAUAAACCGAUUAGACUGUCUUAUAUUAUUGUGGUAACUUCUUGAACAGGAUUCAGUGAUUGAAUAAUAUGUAGUUACGAAAGAUAUGUUUGCCGAAUUUGGAUACUUUGCUUAAAUGUUUUAUCCUAGUGUAAAGUCAGAUUUUAAGAAAUAAAUAUAUAUGUUACAGGAAACAAGUAUAAUCAGUGAUUAAGUCUAAUAACUGGAAAUUUCAGUGAUUAUGUCUAAUAAC